GGGGCUCUAUCUCGUGUAUUUUCGUCUGCGGCCUAGAGCAGUCGCCGCUGCGAGAUGACUCCUCGAACCAUCUUCUUCAUCUCUCUGGUCAUCUCUUCAGCAUUCGGGGGUGUUUUGAGUCAAUUUCAAAGCGGGCCCUCCGAAUCAGAAUGCAGGCCUUAUAUAGAAAAGGCACUACAAGGAGCUGGCACACAAGACACUCAAGAAGAAUUUGGCCAGACGCCGGUAGAUCAAGUUGGUGAACCACCACAGUCUGGGGAAACACAAGAUGGCCUAGAACACCAAGAGGAGCUGGGCGAUUCCCUCGAAAAUGCGGGUGAACUUACUGGGGAAACCACUGAAAGCUUGACAAAAAACUCUGGAGAUGAUUCUCAAAAGGAAGAGGAUGUUCAAGCAAGUGUCGAACAAGUGGACAGCGAACAAUCUAGUCUUGAAGAGGACGCUGGUGCUUUGGCUGCAGGUGAAGUUACAUUGCAAGAGACUGAAAUGGGUGAUGCUGCAGGUGAAUCUUUAGAAGAAGUCAGUGAAGAACCUGUUGAUCCAAACCUUGACGAGCCCAGUGUAGAAAAGGGGGAUGCUUCUGUUGAAGAGACUCAGGAUUUAAAAGAACAACCAGAAACGCCAACUACAGAAGAAGAAACUGAAAACAAAAAAACAGAUGAAGUAACAGAGGAACAUGAAGAAGGAACAGACUCAGUAAUGGCUGAAGAAUCGAAUGAGGAAGAACAGGAUAAAACAGAAGAAACACUAAGUCAAGAUGAACAAGUAGAAUCCUUGGAAAAUAUGGAUGAACAAACAAAAGAUUCAGCUGAAGAAACCUCCACCCAGGAAGAAGAAAAUUUAGAGGAAAAUAUGCCUGAUGUGCCACUUGAAUCCGAAGAAAACGCAACUAAAGAAUCAGUGGAAGAAGGUUUUGCUGAGGCUGAAAGUGUCGAAGAAGUAAUGAAAGAGGAUGCAGUGGAAACAGCCUCAAGUGUUGAAAGUGUUGAAACAGUGGAGGAAGAAAAAGUUGUCGAACCUUCUGUUAUCAGUGAAAGUGCCGCUGAAACGAAAUUAAGUGAAGAAGUUUCUUCUGAAACUGCAGAACAAGCGAUGGAAGAGGCCUUAAAAGAAGAGCCCAGCGAACAAGUUGAGACCUCAGAAGAAACUGUUCAUGACCAGCCUGCUGAAGGGUUUCUUGACGAACCUACCGAAGCAUUGCCUAAAGCAGACGAAGAAACAAAUGAACCACAAAAUACCUCGACUCUUCUAGAAGAAGCUAAAAGUGAAGCUGAAACUGAGGGUGAAAAAUCAACCGAACCUGAAACCCCAGAAGAAGAGCUCACAAUGGAAAUUGAAGUUCCAGAAAAUCUUAGAUCCCGUGAACACAUGGCACAAAUUCUUCAAUUAGAUAUCGACACAGCCGAAACUGAGAGACAAUUGAGCAAAAUUGCGGACAAUACAUUAAGAGAAUUGAAAAAAUUGUAUGAUGCAGCUAUAAAACCAUUGGAGAUACUGUAUAAAUACAGAGAUUUAAGUAACAGACACUUUGGUGAUCCGGAAAUAUUUUCAAAGCCACUUGUACUUUUCAUGGGGCCAUGGAGCGGUGGAAAAUCUACUAUUAUUAAUUAUCUUCUUGAAAAUGAAUACAAAAGAACAGCCUUACGGACUGGGGCUGAACCAUCUCCUGCAUACUUCAACAUUGUAAUGUGGGGCGAACGAGAAGAAGUCCUUGAUGGGACACAACUAGCAGCUGAUUGGACAUUCUCUGGUCUUCAAAAGUUUGGUCAAGGUUUGCUUGACAGACUACGAGGUCUUAAAUUAAACCAUCCAUUAUUAGAGAAGGUGAAUAUUGUAGAAAUCCCUGGCAUUUUGGAAAUUAGAAAGCAAGUAGAAAGACUUUUCCCAUUUAAUGAUGCCUGUCAAUGGUUUAUCGACAGAGCAGACAUUAUAUUUUUAGUUUAUGACCCUUCGAAACUUGAUGUUGGUCCUGAAAGUGAAGCUAUUUUGGAUCAGCUCAAAGGACGUGAAAUGCAGACCAGAAUUAUUUUGAAUAAAGCUGAUCAAGUGCGCCCAGAAGAACUAAUGAGAGUUCAAGGAACUUUGAUUUGGAACAUUUCACCAUUGAUGUCUUCAACCGAGCCCCCAGUAAUGUAUUCGACAUCACUGUGGUCAUUGCCGUAUGAAUCCGGAGCCCCAACGAAGCUUUUAUAUGCACAAGAGAGGGCAUUUUUAAGAGAUUUGCGUGAAGCUAUCAACAAGAGGGUAGAAAACAAGAUUGCCAGUGCAAGAAGAUUUGCAGUACGUGUUCGCAAUCAUGCAAAGAUGGUAGAUUGCUACCUCACAACAUACUACAACCAUAAAUCAUUUUUUGGAAACAAGAAGAAAAUAAGCGACGAGAUAAUCGAGCAUCCACAGAACUACCAUAUUUACGAGGGACUCAGCACUCUGACUAAUAUUUCCCGAUACGAUUUGCCAGACCCCGAUGUUUACAGAGACUUUUUUAGGUUAAAUCCCGUUUACGAAUUCCAACAGUUGUCUGCGACUUGUACAUAUUUCAGGGGGUGUCCGAUCAAUAGGCUCGACAUCGCCAUCGCUUACGAUCUCCCCGAGCUUGUUGGAAAAUACAAAAAACAAGUAGAAGAUCUUACAAAACGAAAUAAAUGACCGAAGGUUGUUUAGAUAUUAUUCAAAGAAAAUCCCAAUGAGAAUGCACUUCCCAUUUAUUAUGAAUAUACAGUUUUAAGUGUACAUACAAAACUGUUAGAGUAUGAAAAUUUAAGUUAUGCCAAGAGAGCAAGUCAAAAAUCUUAAAAUAAAUAAAACUCCUAUUAUAAUGAUACUUUAUCAUUUAAAACUAUAUAGUUAUUAUGAAAUGCAAUUCAAAAUAUAAUGCUGUUAUGGUAAAAUAAAAAAAAUGGACUUGGGAGUUGCAGUUGUAAUCGUAAGUGGUAUGUUGUGGGGAUGAGAGUGAAUGUGCAUGUUGCACUUGUUUUCUUCUUAAUGUACAUUCCAGGACAGUGAUUCCACACUAAAGUGAGGUAUAUUCAAUAUAAAAUGCAAAAUCCAUGAAAAUUAAUGAAAACUCUGGUAUGAACAGUGAGAAGAAAGCGAGCGUACAACAAAUGGUAAAAGUUAAUGUACAAUAAGAAUUCUUUGACAUUUUGACAUUACUUACACCAUUUAUGCUCAAUUUAUUUAUUUUAGAUUGAAGUGUUGCAUUUAAAAUUAGACGCAAGAUAAAUUGAUUUAUCAAAGCAAUUGGUUUGUCAUCUAUUUAAUAAAUUCGAAGUCUUAAUGUUACGCUCCAACAAAUCUUAUAUUUAAAACCAAAAAAUUAGCUCAAUUUCAACAAUAAUUUAUCUUUUAGGUUUUGUAGAAUUCUAGUUUACACAUCUCAAAUUGAGAUCUCAUUCAAUAGCCCAUCAAUCACAUUUGUUACGGCUGUUUUUCUUUUUCCUAUUUACCAUGUACAUAUAUUCAAAUGUAUACAACUCAAUAAAUAGAAAAGAAAAUUUUA
Cimex lectularius (bed bug) is the source of this 3499-nucleotide messenger RNA. RefSeq names its product sarcalumenin. Bases 55 to 2646 code for a protein of 863 amino acids. Gene Ontology annotation, molecular function: GTP binding. The record is from RefSeq and is a predicted model, not a curated record. NCBI's taxonomy places the organism in Eukaryota, Metazoa, Arthropoda, Insecta, Hemiptera, Cimicidae. The transcript is spliced from 11 exons.